Molecule: messenger RNA, 1593 nt
Organism: Acyrthosiphon pisum (pea aphid)
Lineage: Eukaryota; Metazoa; Arthropoda; Insecta; Hemiptera; Aphididae
Exons: 6
Coding region: 325-1368 (347 amino acids)
Source: RefSeq, a predicted model, not a curated record
ACAAUUGUCAAUUGAUAAGAAAUAUAAAUAAUAUUGAAAAAUUGAUAUUAAACUAUAAUAUUCAUUAAUCAUUUGUGAUUAGUGAUUACUUAUUAGUGAUUAUUGAUUAGUCUAUUCAGUGUUCUAAUUUUUCGGCGUUUGUGUAUUAGGCUAUUUCUCGUCGGAUUAUAGGCAUAGAAUAUUUAGAAGCGACAGCUAGCAAAAUUUACUAAUACUCAACUGAAGUUAAAUCUUAAAUCUUUAAAAUAAUAAAAUAUUAUUAAUAGUUAUUAAAAUCGUAUAUAAUAAUAAAUUAUACUCAUCAACUGACAACUACUGUUAACUAUGUCAGUCAAUAAUGAUGUUCAAAUUGAAAAAUGGUCAUGUAUCAAUUCUUUUUUUCAACAACUCUUCGAUAUUAAAGCUAAAAGUGAGACUGGUCUUUCAUUUAAAUGUUUGUUAUGUUUACCUAAACAGAAAAUUGUAUCUGCAUCUCAAUCAUCCAAUGCAAACCUCAGAACUCAUGUUAAGCUUGUGCAUUCUCAUCGUUUGAAUGAUUUCAAUAUAGCAUUUAAGAAAAGAAAUUGUGAUGAUAUUAGUACUUCAAAACACUCCAAGCAAUUGAAACUCAGGGAAGUUGGACAUAAUUCUGUUAAAAAAUUAACACAAACUGAGUUCAAUAAUGCAAAUUUAAAACUUAUUAUCAACACAGUAUCACCAUUUUCCCUUAUAGAACACCCAGCUUUCAUAGAUUAUUGUAAAUUAACAUCAUCAAAAAUACCAGUAUCUAGAAGAACAUUAAUGAGAGACGUAGAAAUUCUAUUCAAUAGUUUAAUUGAAGAAUUAAAAAUGGAGUUAAAUACAGUGCAAUAUGUUUGCUUAACAGCAGAUUGUUGGACAGUUUUUCACAAGGCUUAUAUUGGUGUAACUGUGCAUUGGCUUGACAGCAAUUUGGAAAGACACAAUAAAGCUUUAGCAUGUAGGCGAAUGCUUGGACGACACACGUAUGAUAACAUAGCUGAAAUUCUGGAUAGAAUAGUCAAUGAGUUUAAUUUACAAAAUAAAAUUACAUUAAUUGUGACAGAUAAUGCAUCAAACUUUGUAAAAGCUUUCAGGAUUUUUAAUGAGAAUUCUGAUAUUACUGGAAUUACCACAAAUGAAGAUGAAAAUGAAGAAGUUGUUAGGAGCGUUGAAAUCUUUGAUAUAUUGGAUAAUGCUAUAAUCGAUCAUUUAGAUAGUUUGACUUUACCUCCCCACCAACGAUGUGCUGCUCACACAUUGAACCUUAUUGCAACGGUAGAUAUUUUAGCAGCUGACAAUGAUGUGGCUUUCAAGAGGAUUAGUAGACGCGUGUUUGGAAAAUGUCAAACACUGUUCAAUAGACAAUAAGCAAAACCAAUCUAGUCAAAGUGCAGAUCAAAUUAAAGCUAUUCUUGGUCGUUACUUACUUACUCCAAAUGCCACAAGAUGGAAUUCAUUUUAUGAUUCAAUUAACUUGUUGUUUGAAUAUAUUGAAAAAAUGGAUGAAGUCUGUGCUAAACUUCAGGUGCCUUUUUUUACAAAGCCCCAGGAUGUCGAUUUUUUAAAUGAAUAUUGUAAGGUAAUGAAACCUAU